AGAACCUGCGCUCUGCAGUGUCCUGUGCUGCCAUGGCCACACUGGGUGACAUGUACAUCCACCUCCAGAGGGCCAUGGACAGUGAGGUGGAGGGGACGGCACGCGUGCUGCUGCACAAAGCCAGCGAGGCCAACACYUUCAUCCGGCAGGGCGCCAACUUUGCCCUGGGUCACAUGGUGCAGAGCUGCACCCCUACCCGUGUCAUGAAUGCCCUGCUGGUCGGUGGGCUGAGCCACCGUAACGCUGCGGUGAGGAGCUGCACUGCUCAGCACCUGGAGAGACUGGCUGAGGUCAUGGGGAUGGCUCGUCUCCUGUCGGGGAAGAAAGACCUCACUGACCGUUUCUUGAUUGCCGUCAGUAAACUGGCUGUGGACCCUGCACAGGAAGCCAGGCAUCAUGGUCGCAAUAUCUUGAGAAACGUGGCCACCAAUGGCGACUUUGCUAAAAUGUGGGACAAAUUCGCUCCGAGGAAAGAGCGAGAAUCCUUGAGGGAGGUCAUCUCAAAGGUUAACCUCAAAGAAAGGAAUAUCUGAAUAAUCCCCAAUUUGACUAUAUAUUUGUAUCUAAAUAUUUGCACAAUUCCCAACUUGACUAUUAUCCCCUCCAGUCCCCAAACUCCAAUAUUUUCGCUCAUUCUAAGAAAUUUGACAUUAUCAUCCAAACCCCCAUGUAAAUGCAUCUUUAAACUUCAUUGACUCCUUGUCCAAGUCCUGAAUCCACUAUAAGGCAAUAUGAACCACAUUCAAAGCACUAAAUUACCUUUCCUCGAAGCUCCUAUCUGAUCUACCAGCUCAAUAGUGGUCUACUGAAACCAUACUCACCAUCUCAGGGGGUGCUCAGAUCAUCAACMACUGACCUCCACACCAUCCUCAAAAGCAGCAGUCCUCUUUUGGAGGCAGAUUGGUCAGUGCUCCUGUAUGGCACCAACAUUGUGGAUUUUCAUCCAAUACUUCUGGACUAUGACAACAUUCUUUGGACAAUAAAAUUAGGUAAAAUGGAA
This is a messenger RNA of Salvelinus sp. IW2-2015, 1000 nucleotides long. Its product is annotated as TOG array regulator of axonemal microtubules protein 1. NCBI's taxonomy places the organism in Eukaryota, Metazoa, Chordata, Actinopteri, Salmoniformes, Salmonidae. Gene Ontology annotation, biological process: microtubule cytoskeleton organization. Gene Ontology annotation, cellular component: cytoplasmic microtubule; cilium. Gene Ontology annotation, molecular function: microtubule binding. The record is from RefSeq and is a predicted model, not a curated record.